Messenger RNA from Paracoccidioides lutzii Pb01, 153 nucleotides. RefSeq lists its product as hypothetical. The record is from RefSeq and is a predicted model, not a curated record. Bases 1 to 153 code for a protein of 50 amino acids. The transcript has 2 exons.
AUGGAUUUCAACUCCGCGAAGUUGCCGUUCACGAGAGACGCUUUGAAACGGCAUCGAGGCCUUUUAACCCUCACCACCGCCAAAACUGAAGAGGAAGUGCGCGGUGGCACCGUGAACGACUUGGCGAGCAGAAAUUUCAUCUUUGUGGACUGA